Molecule: messenger RNA, 785 nt
Organism: Morone saxatilis (striped sea-bass)
Lineage: Eukaryota; Metazoa; Chordata; Actinopteri; Moronidae
Source: the annotation of a RefSeq genome assembly
AUGGCCCAUCAAGCUCACGCGUACCACAUAGUAGACCCUAGCCCUUGGCCCCUCACAGGAGCUAUCGCUGCCCUCCUAAUAACAUCCGGCCUCGCAGUCUGAUUUCACUUCCACUCCACAACACUUAUAACCCUGGGAACAAUCUUGCUUCUCUUAACAAUAUUCCAAUGAUGGCGAGACAUUGUCCGAGAAGGCACUUUUCAAGGCCACCACACACCCCCGGUUCAAAAAGGCCUUCGAUACGGAAUAAUUUUAUUUAUUACUUCAGAAGUCUUCUUUUUUCUAGGCUUCUUCUGAGCCUUUUACCACUCAAGUCUUGCCCCCACUCCAGAACUGGGGGGCUGCUGACCCCCGACAGGUCUGAUUACCCUUGACCCAUUUGAAGUCCCCCUGCUAAAUACAGCAGUACUUCUCGCUUCAGGUGUUACAGUCACUUGGGCCCACCAUAGCAUUAUAGAAGGCGAGCGGAAACAAGCAAUUCAAUCCCUAACUCUUACCAUCAUUUUAGGGUUCUACUUCACUUUUCUUCAAGCAAUAGAAUACUACGAAGCACCCUUUACAAUUGCAGACGGAGUUUACGGCUCCACCUUCUUUGUAGCCACAGGCUUUCACGGCUUACAUGUAAUUAUUGGCUCAACAUUUUUAGCCGUCUGUUUAUUACGUCAAAUUCAAUUUCACUUCACCUCCGAGCACCACUUCGGGUUUGAAGCAGCCGCUUGAUACUGACAUUUUGUAGAUGUAGUAUGAUUAUUCCUCUACAUCUCAAUCUACUGAUGAGGAUCAUA